AACAUAUAAUUCGUUAAAUACAAACAAACUGAAAGUUGUCAACAAUCCAUGUUCAAGAUGGGUGCUGAAGUCGAUCCGAAGAUCGUUGGAGAGUUGGAGAAAAUCUUACGCGAAAAAUACUCGUUUUCAGGAUCACUGAGUGAUAUUGCUUUUGGAGUAUCAACAAACGAAUCGUUUCGUCAGCUGAUCAGUGCUUUAGAGAAGCAAGUCCCGUCUCAAAAGGCAGAGACCAACGAAUCCGAUGAUGGUGAUGAAACUCCAAAAGUUGGAGACAGAGCUCUUGUGCAUUGGUACGGUAAUGGUUGGUUCACUGCUACUAUUGAGAGCUGGGUACCUGAUACUCUAAGCUACAUGAUUCGAUGGACGGACGGAAAUUGGGCAGCAGAAGCAGCAAGAUAUGAUAACUUGUGUGUUGAUAAGGUACCAAGUUCAUCUUCCGUUGGGGUCGGGACAAAGGUUCUCUUUAAGCAAGGCCUCUAUUACUGUGGUAAGAAUAGUGAUGGCAGCAUCUGCGACAGCACUGGCAGGACCCUCUCAGAUGCUAAAAAAUCGGAGCUUGCCAAACUAGGCCAGAUAUCUGAUCGAUGGCAUAUGGGUCGAAUAACAAGCAUCACAAAGGAUGCAAAUGGUGAGCCUCGCUACAACGGGAAACAUGUAGAUUUCACCGAUCCACAGGUUUCCCGAAACAACUAUGUUGGAUAUAGCCUAACUUUCACUGACCUCAGGAUAGAUCAACUCAGGGUUAUUCCAAAUAUUUUCAACUGUUUGGAUUCGGAUACAAAGGGGGAUAAGAAUAAGGAUGCGUCUUGUGACGUAUUCAUAUCGAAAGUUGCUAAAGAUGAUGAGACUGUUACCCGGAUAACAAAGAAGUUUAGCGGCAAGUAUAAGAUACGACAAUCCACUCAUGGCCAAUUAGCAACUGAUAUUCAAUCAGCUGUACAACUCAUCAAGAAUUCUUCCAUCUACCUAGUUUGCCUCAGCGACAACUUCAUCGAGGACAGCCAAGCCAUGUCUGAGCUUCUGUACGCGAAGAAAACACUGGGGAAAACUGUAAUCCCUGUCGUUCUUGGUAAAAGUGAUAACUGGCUUCAGACAACUGCUGGUAUGCUGCUUGCGGGACAACUGUACAUACAAUUUGCGAGUUCUGAUGUGUGGCAAGAGAAGGCUGAAGAACUUGAAGCCAACUUAAAGAAGCAUGUCUUCAAUGAGUCCAAGAACGCCUCGACGGAUAAGAAAUCACAAGGUGAAGAAAUUCCUCCGCGAGUUUUCCUGUCUUACUGCUGGACCAAUUCCAAAUCUUCAUUUGACGCUGGACAGGUCCGAAGCUUUUCUGGCCAUGAAUUUUCCGAUCCCCGAAAAAUCAAACAAGACCUUGAAAAGGUAAUAGGAGAAAAGGUCUGGCUUGACAUUGAACAACUGAACAGCGUUGAUGAUUCUGGUAUGUUCGGGCAAAUCGCCGACGGACUGAAGCAAAGUUCAAUAGUGGUCAUGUGUGUGUCAAAGGAGUACACCAACAGUCAGAAUUGUAAGAUGGAAGCUAAUUUCGCUCUACGAUCUCUUAAGAAGAGUGCUCUCGUGUUAGAGGUUGGUCGAGGGACAGUUGAGGAUAGAGAUGCAUGGAAGGGCAGCAGUGUUGGGAUGGUCCUACCGACAGACCAUCAGCCAUACGUAAUGACUGUGGACACCACGAACUCUACCAAUAGCUAUGAUACCAUCAUCAAGAAGAUCAGUCAGCAUUUGAAAGAAACGGUUCUCACUGAACCACCCAGCUACGACGCGUCUUCAUACCUCGAUCAAACAUACGAUGGAAAUGAAAGUAGUCUGAGAGCAUCCAUCCCAAUGGUUGGAGAUGCCGUCAUUGCUCAUUACGCUGCAUGGCAGUUCUAUCCAGCAGUGGUGGCACACUUUGACAAGUCUAGUAUGAAGUAUACAGUUGACUGGGACGAUCCAGAUCCAAGUUGCAGAACUCAGCCUUAUGAUCUUGUGGCUAUGAAUACCACUCCCACUGAAGACCUGAUUGGUAUAGGCUCCAGAGUGUUGUUCAAGCAAGGCAGAUACCAGUUUGGAGCUUCCACCGGCGACGUCUGGAAUCUUGGAGAAAUAACCAGGACAUACGAUGAAGGUGGGCAGAGGUUCUACGACGGAAAGCAUGCUAAGACGGCCCAAGAUGGGUUAGCAGUUGCCAGCUGGCCGAGUUAUAGACCCACAUUUGAGCGAUCAAGAUGUCAAGAUUUGAGACUGUUCCCGAACGCAAUCGAAAUGCUACAAGCAUACAAGAAUCUUUGAAGAAUCCUAUCAAGGUCUGUUGAUGACAAGGAGGAUUUAUCUUGAUUUUGUUUUGGUUGAUAUUCGCUACCGAAGAAUAUAAAUUGUAGUUGUUCAAAAUUGGAAGCUUGUUCCGUCACAAAAACAUAUUACCAUUGUAUAAAAGCAUUUUAGUCUAUCAUAUUUAUCAUACCACAUAUCGUUUCUUUCGAAUAUCAUAUUUUGUGGUAAUUUUAGAGUAACCCUUUGAAUAUAUAUUACGUCGUAGUGGCGUUUUAAUUUUCAUGAUUAAGGAUUAAAACACAGAUACCAUAUUUACCAAAGUAGAAUUGAUUUCAGGCUGCUCUGAAGUUAGUACAACCCUACUGAACACUUUGAAGCAGUACAUUUCACCCCUAUACCCCUUGGCCCCGUCUUACAAAGAGUUGCCAUUGAUCCGAUCAACCACAGCUAUGGAAAGCCAGCAACGUCAAAAUAUGAAAUGCAUGUUUGCUCGAAUGUUUACAUAAUGGUGUAUAUUCAUACAUUCAUCGUGUUCUUAACAACCCAGUAAACUCUUCUUUGUUCACAAAAGGGCAUUGCCAAAAUGUCCUGUAAGAAAAGUAAUGACAUUGAUGGAUUUCCAUAUAGGUUGAUCGGAUCAAUCACAACUCUUUUUAGGACGGGACCCUGGUAUGUCCCCAUUGAUAGACAAAGCACUUGUCAGUAUUCAAUCAUCUCACUCUCACAUAAGAAUGUUCACAAAAAUAGCUCAAAUAAGAUAAACAAACAAGUGAGAAAUGCAGGAAAUUAUAUAUUUUAAUUUGUAUACUCAUUACAAAUAGAGUAAAAAAAAAUAGUAUCUGAACUAUCAUUUUUUUAUGAGUUAUUUACAUGAAAUCAUCAGACACUAUCUUUAGUAAAAAUGAUGGACUUUCCGAGAAAAAAUACAAUAUCUAGGCUCACAACUAUUAAUGAUCGCAUAUUCAACAUGUUCGUUUUACGAACGAAAGGAGAAUACCUUCGUAUAAACAUCAUAAUUUGAAUUUUGUACGCUGAAAAUAAGUUUAGUCAGCACUAGACACUAAACAUGGAUGCUAGCUUGCAUCCUAUACAAGAAUUACUUUUAGUAUUAAAGCCCCUUCGCUUUCGCGUA
Lytechinus variegatus (green sea urchin) is the source of this 3400-nucleotide messenger RNA. RefSeq lists its product as uncharacterized. NCBI's taxonomy places the organism in Eukaryota, Metazoa, Echinodermata, Echinoidea, Temnopleuroida, Toxopneustidae. The record is from RefSeq and is a predicted model, not a curated record. Gene Ontology annotation, biological process: signal transduction. The transcript has a single exon. Bases 49 to 2286 code for a protein of 745 amino acids.